GACAGAAACCCUUUCAAACGUCGUCUUUGUUCGUUGCGACCGUGCGUUUGGCAUUUGGUUAAUCCGUAUCACGUCAUUGGAGCGGCGAGCGUAGCCACCGAUAACCACUGCAGUCAAGAUGUCUUCGCGCAACAAGAAGGUCCUUCUCAAGGUCAUCAUCCUUGGAGAUAGCGGUGUGGGCAAGACGAGUUUGAUGAAUCAAUAUGUCAACAAGAAGUUCAGCGCAAGCUACAAGGCCACUAUCGGCGCCGAUUUCCUAACACGAGAGGUCUUGGUAGACGACCGACAAGUCACGAUGCAGCUCUGGGACACUGCGGGACAGGAGCGGUUCCAGUCACUGGGCGUCGCGUUCUACAGAGGAGCCGACUGCUGCGUCCUCGUAUACGAUGUCAACAACUCCAAGAGCUUCGAGGCGCUGGACAGCUGGCGAGACGAGUUCCUGAUCCAGGCCUCUCCGCGGGACCCUCCCAACUUCCCCUUUGUUGUUCUUGGAAACAAGAUUGAUGUGGAGGAGAGCAAGCGAGUGAUUUCGACCAAGCGAGCCAUGACUUUCUGUCAAUCCAAGGGCGACAUCCCAUACUUUGAGACUAGUGCAAAGGAGGCCAUCAACAUUGACCAGGCAUUUGAGGUUAUUGCUCGAAAUGCCUUGGCCCAAGAAGAGUCUGAGGAAUACAGUGGAGAUUUCGAUGAUCCCAUUAAUAUCCACAUCGACAACGAUCGUGACGGAUGUGCCUGUUAAAUGGGGGAAGACGACAAAGUUGAUUGGAUCGAUACAAACUAGUCAGAGAAAGGGCAUGAAUAAUCAGAGACAAGGAACAUACCCGGCUACGGAGCUGAUGCAUUUACUUAUCGACUGGAAGUAGAGUACGGAGAAACGAGGUCAUGCCGGUGUUUGCGCGGGUAGUAAUAUGUUUUUUCUUUCUUUUUUCCUUUUCCUUUUUUUUUUCUUGCGUCAGGGUUGAAUUUUUUGUGUUUCUCUUU
Trichoderma asperellum CBS 433.97 is the source of this 981-nucleotide messenger RNA. RefSeq lists its product as uncharacterized. The record is from RefSeq and is a predicted model, not a curated record. Gene Ontology annotation, molecular function: GTP binding; GTPase activity. Gene Ontology annotation, cellular component: fungal-type vacuole membrane; vacuole; late endosome. NCBI's taxonomy places the organism in Eukaryota, Fungi, Ascomycota, Sordariomycetes, Hypocreales, Hypocreaceae. Gene Ontology annotation, biological process: regulation of vacuole fusion, non-autophagic.